UUUUAGCCACAUAGUUCAUUUUUUAAUAUAAAGAUAUGUUAAAUACAAUAUUUUUAAAAAAUUUAUAUGUGUUCGCUUUGCGGUUUUCCAGCAACAGCUGGUUUGCUAGAGUUCGCGGGGGGUUUAAAAAGGAUAAAGGGAAAAAAAUUCUGUUAACGAGCAGAAACCAUGGCAACAAAGCAGACAAAUGGCUGUCAUUAGAAAAAAAAGUGCGUCAAAUUUUUUUAAAGUGUUUUUGCUAGUGAAAGACGGUUUUUAAAUAAAAAAAAAAAUGCCGAAUAAAUGCUGUGUUCCAAUGUGCACUUCUGGUUACGUGAAAAAGGGAAUUGUCUCCGAAAGAGUGCCGCUGUUCAAGACAAAAGACCCAAAAAUGCAAAAACAAUGGAUGAAAUCUAUUCCAAGAAAAAAUUAUAUAGUCACUGCUAAGUCGUGGGUUUGUGUCCAUCAUUUUUUAGACUCUGAAAUAGACAAAGGGUAUUUCGUGAAUGUUGCAGGACAAAAAAUUUUCAAGGAACACAAGCAUUGGAAACUGAAACCGGGUGCAAUUCCAAAAAUUUUUCCUAAUUGCCCACCUCACAUGACAAAAGUAAUGUGCAGCACAAUAAAGAAAAAAAAUUGUGAUAUUGAAGAAUCUGCUGAGGAACCUAUUUCAAAAAACAAACAAAGUACGAUGCAAUCUACAGAUACCCCACUUUAUGUAGUGACUACUUUGAGAGAUGCUACAAUUUCUUAUGGAAAUAAGGUUAGUGGAGAAGAAGCUCAAGAUAUGCCUUUAACACCUACUCAGCAGGACAUUGAUUGGCAAACGGGAAUUAGAAAAUUGAAAUUUCCAAGUAAUUGGUCGUAUACCAAGGAAAACGACGAAUUUAACAUAUUUAAAGUACUGAAAGACAAAGGAAGUUUGGAAGUCGAAAAAAAUUUGGUGUUGUGUAAAGGAAUCGUUUCCUAUCAAGUGAAGAAAUCGAUAGUUCCACAAAAUAUUGUACUUCUGCCAUCUUUACUAACAUCGCUUACUAUGCUGGAAAAUAUUAUCAAAGUUUUUGAUGAAUUGGAAGUUUGUGGUGGAGUUACUGUGUCUCACGUAAAUUCUAAAAAUGUCCUCCAGAAAUUACAACAGGUUGAAUUUAACGAAGGUUAUGAAGAUAGCGGUGUGUGGCGUUCUUACUCUUGUAAGCGUUUACUACAACCUCCAUCGUCCAAAUUUCCAAACGCAAGAAAGUACACUGCCUGCAAAGAUUGCCGUAAUUUCAAAAUAACCCUCCAAAAGAAGAUUUGGAACCUUAACCAACUAACAUAAUAUUGUAUUUAACAUAUCUUUAUAUUAAAAAGUGAACUGUGUGGCUAAAAAUAUUUCAAAAAAUAAAAAAAAUAAAUUAUUGUAAAAAUUUUA
Messenger RNA from Daphnia magna, 1390 nucleotides. RefSeq lists its product as uncharacterized. NCBI's taxonomy places the organism in Eukaryota, Metazoa, Arthropoda, Branchiopoda, Diplostraca, Daphniidae. The record is from RefSeq and is a predicted model, not a curated record. The coding region runs from base 272 to 1297 and encodes 341 amino acids. The transcript is spliced from 2 exons.